AUCUAACUAUAAUAUGUGUCAUCGAAGUUGGAUUGUUAAGUAUUUUCGUUGCAGAGCAACAAAUACAAAUCUAACAACCUAUGCAUGUGUAGAAGGCAUGGUACAGCAGAAAGCAGAAUAAUUCAAAACUUUUACCCACAAAUACGUUUUCUGAUAUUACAUGAAACAUUUCAGAGUGAAAAAUGUUUUUCAGCUGUCAGAAAUAACAUAAACAGUUUUUUUUCUCCAAUAAUUGAUCAAUAUACAUGAGUUUGGAACAGACAGCAGUUGUGUGUAUUAUUCAAUUGUUUGGUAUUUGUCUCAAUAACAGACUCAAAUAUAAACAUCACUUUUGCAAAAGGUUGAGCCAUAUAAACAUAAUAUGUCACUAGUUCGUUUUGCACAAAGUGUGCAAGUAUAAUCUUUAUUUUCUGUUGUUUGGCACCAGCUAUUGUUUCAGUUUCUUUUAUCAUCUGCCACAAAUGGAAAAAUAUUGUUUACAUAGCACACUGUACCAAACAGGGAAUUUCAGCUUUUCUCUGUGAACUCCUAACCUUACAAUACAAGAGAUCUGAUAGGCUCUUUGCUGUUGGGAGUGUGCAAAAAGGGAUGUGACAAAGAUAGUAAAAUCAGGCUCAGAGCAAAUUCAACAAUUGAUAUCUGUGUGUCACAGAGUGAUUUACCUCUCAAAGCCGAACUGCUACAGCACACAGGGUACAGAGUAGGCUUUCAGGGCAGAGCAUAUGGAGACUAACAGCAGAGAAACACUGAAGGCAGACUUUGAUGCAUUUGAUAUUUCUGAGGAGCUUGGAUUUCUCCUUGAAGAGCCACUGACUAGCCUUCCAGACUAUUAUCGGGUGUGGUUGGACCUGGCAAAUAAUCUCACACAUCUGAUAGAGUCACAUACACUACGGGAUCUGGUUCACAAGAUGCCGGUCUUAAGUCCAGAUUUCUUGAUUGACCAUCGGGAGCUAAGGCUAGCUCACCUGGUGCUGGGAUUCAUCAGCAUGGGAUAUGUAUGGCAGGAAGGACAACAUGCGCCUGCUCAGAUUCUUCCAAAAGCCCUUGCCUUGCCAUAUUGGCUGGUAUCUCGUAGGCUCGGCCUUCCACCCAUCCUGACCUAUGCUGAUUCAGUUUUAGCCAACUGGAAAUUAAAGGAUCCCACAGGGGAUAUGGAAAUUGGGAACAUGGACUUGAUAGUUUCGUUUCCUGGUGGUGAGAGUUGCAGGGGAUUUUUCAUGGUGUCAUUGUUGGUCGAGAUGGCUGCCAGUUCAGGCAUAACGGGGGCUCUGGAGGUGAUGCAUGCUAUAAAAACCUCGGACCUCAGUGGCAUACAGAAAGGUCUCGUCAAAGUAACUCAGUCUUUGAAGAAGAUGAAGGAGACAUUCAAACUCAUGCACAAUCAUGUGGAUCCAACUGCCUUUCAUGGAACAUUGAGAAUUUUUGUCUCAGGGUGGCGAGACAACCCCAUGCUUCCAAGGGGGCUGUUGUAUGAAGGUGUGAGCAAUGAGCCAAUUUUGUUAUCAGGCGGAAGUGCAGCCCAGAGUUCAACCAUUCAGUGCUUUGAUGCUUUACUGUGCAUCCAGCAUGAGGAUGAGACAGGAUCCUUCCUGACACGCAUGAGGGAAUACAUGCCUCCUGCCCACCGUCAGCUGAUAGAAACUCUGUCUGUCUGUCCUUCUCUGCGAGACUUCAUCUUGUCCCACUCCAGCUCUGAUCUCUGCCAGGCCUACAAGUCCUGUGUCUCAGCGCUGGUGGAUUUACGGAACUACCACCUCAAUACUGUGGCCAAGUAUGUCGUUGUGCCCGGUAAUCACGCCCGCGCCAUGGGGUGCCCGCUGAGAGGUGUGGGCACUGCGCUGAAUGAAACAGGGACAGGUGGAUCCAGUCUUAUGGUCUUCCUCAAGAGUGUUCGUAACACCACUCAAAAAGCACUAAUUUUAGAGAGACCAUCUGCUUCAAAAGAAACUGAAAUGUGAUAGUAGUAUAUAUAUAUAUAUAUAUAUAUAUACAU
This is a messenger RNA of Sander lucioperca (pikeperch), 1993 nucleotides long. Its product is annotated as indoleamine 2,3-dioxygenase 2-like. The transcript is spliced from 10 exons. Bases 723 to 1958 code for a protein of 411 amino acids. Gene Ontology annotation, molecular function: indoleamine 2,3-dioxygenase activity; heme binding; L-tryptophan 2,3-dioxygenase activity. Gene Ontology annotation, biological process: 'de novo' NAD+ biosynthetic process from L-tryptophan. Gene Ontology annotation, cellular component: cytoplasm. The record is from RefSeq and is a predicted model, not a curated record. Lineage: Eukaryota; Metazoa; Chordata; Actinopteri; Perciformes; Percidae.